AUGCCGCGUGACGGCCCGCAUCCGUACGCUCUCUUUUCUCUCCUUCCUGCCAAUCCCCGAGCCAAAAAGGCACUGGAACACCCCGAGAAUGCCCACCUGGUAUCGGAUAUCUCUAGCGACGCACACUCUCCAGAGAUCUACGCUCUUGAUGUCGGCCUCCACAUUGGCUCUGCGUCUCGAUACACGUUGGCUACCAUCGGACGUCUCGGCAACAUAGUUGUCGAAGGAGCAGGUAUUUCGCGAAUUCAGUGCUCCUUUGAAUUUCACGAGACCAACCAGCGGGAGAUUAUGCUCCAUGACCGGUCAAACAACAACACCACUCAGUUGCACGGUCACACUGCCCUGCCCUUUGAGGCGGGACGGAUCCCGCGCCGGGUAAUCAUAGACCCCACGGUCAACUUGCUGUUGGGAUUCGGGGGUGCCAGCUGUGACAUGUACAAGUUCGAGAUCGUCUGGCACCGUAGGGAACAUCUCAACGUGCCCAAACUCAUCCGCUACCGCGAAAAUAAUCCCCGUCUAGCACGCACAGUCCUAGACGAAGGUGCCCCUACCGUGGCACCGUCGGGGCGCGUAACCCGUAUUCACACUCCGGCUUCUAACAACAGGGUACAGAUCAGGUACUCGGCUCGGAAAUUCCUGGGAAGUGGCGGCUUUGGUGAGGUACACAGCGUCAUCAACGUCGACACAGGCAACCUUUUGGCGAUGAAAAGGGUCAGGUGCCCACCGCCAGACUCUAACGAGUAUAUCCUACUGAAGCGAGAGGUUCACACCCUGUCUAAAGUCUCCCACAGGCACAUUAUCAAAUGCCUGUGCUCUAGACAGGAAGGGGAGGAGCUAUUGAUCUUUAUGGACCUCAAGCCCGGCAACGUUGAACAGCUGAUUUCUCGGAACGUAUUCGUCGAAGACCCGCCGUUGGCAAAGCCACUACUUCACCAGAUGCUCCAGGCACUGGACUAUUUAUCGCACCACGGCAUCAUCCACCGCGACGUGAAGCCCGAAAACAUUCUGUAUGACUCGGCCUUGUCCCUUGGUCAGGAAGGAAAGUACGAGUACCAGCUUGCGGACUUUGGCCUGUCCAAUCUCGCCACCGACGCUUGUACUCGCGUCGGAACGUCCCUCUACAUGGCGCCCGAACUGGAUAUUCGGAAUGGGCCACAGACCACCAAAGUGGAUGUUUGGUCACUCUUUGUCACGCUAGCGUAUGCACUGGAUGAGGGCGGCUUUCAGCGCAAGUUACGUCGCACAGCACCUCCAUUGAGGAUGAUAACGGUUCGAGAGGCGGCGAACGAAGAACGGCUUCGGGAUAUACGAGCCAUGGCGGAAAUCGACCCUGACCGGCGAGCGUCAGCUGCGGAAAUACUGGACCAGGUCUUUCGUGGAGAGGGCCGCACUACACCUCGUCGGGCUGUUGAUGUGCAUGGAACAAGGCCGGGUCCUGAAAUGGGACUGCAAGGGCCAGCGGGACCAGUUGCCGGUGCUGAAAUGCAGGCUGGUGGGCGGGAGCAGAGACGAGGCCGGCCACCGAGAGACCUGGUGGGAAUUGGUGCGCGAGCUACAAGGCCUGCCACUCGAGCGACGCAGCAGCAGUUCGUAGUCGCAGAGACACCAGUCCGAGCUACAAGGCCUGCCACUCGAGCGACGCAGCGGCAGUUCGUAGUCGCAGAGACACCGGCCCGAGCCGGAGACGUCACGCAGCUGUUACCUGGUGCCUUCCCGGAUGAUGAUGAGUCUUCUAUUGAUUAG
Clonostachys rhizophaga is the source of this 1743-nucleotide messenger RNA. NCBI's taxonomy places the organism in Eukaryota, Fungi, Ascomycota, Sordariomycetes, Hypocreales, Bionectriaceae. The record is from the annotation of a GenBank genome assembly.